Molecule: messenger RNA, 1461 nt
Organism: Emiliania huxleyi CCMP1516
Lineage: Eukaryota; Haptophyta; Isochrysidales; Noelaerhabdaceae
Exons: 7
Coding region: 1-1461 (486 amino acids)
Biological process (GO): protein O-linked glycosylation
Molecular function (GO): protein binding; protein N-acetylglucosaminyltransferase activity
Source: RefSeq, a predicted model, not a curated record
AUGCGAAAUUCUUUUUCCACGAUCAACAAACUGCUCGCUCCUAUUUUCUUUUGGGCACUGGCGCAUUACCACGCCGCUCUCGCACACCAAGCUUCUGGCCGCGUCGGCGCUGCCGUGCGCCACUUCCGUGCGGCGCUGGCGUUGCAGGCAUAUUUCCCGGCAGCGCUCUGCAGCCUCGCCAGAGCGCAGUCCUCCAUCUGCGAUUGGUCGAGCCGCGAGGCGACGCUCGUCUCGGUGCGAGCCAGCCUCGUGCGCCAGCUCGACGAGGGUGCCUGCCCGGCGCUGCAGCCCUUUGACGCCUUUGCGGUGCCGCUCGAGCUGCCGCUUGUCCUUCGGCUCGCACAGGCGCACGCCGCGGCCGCCGAGGCCGGCUCCGCGAUGGGCCUUCUGCUCGGCGCCGUGGCCGCAGGCGCACCGACUGCCGCCCGUGCGCUGCGCCGUAGGCUCUUUGCCCUCCACGACCGCAGCCGCCUCGAGGUGUUUUGCUACUCGCUGCGCCAGAGCGACAGGUCUGCGCCUCGCGCCGCUGUCGAGUCUGCAGCAGAGCACUUCGUGGACGUCUCCUCGAGCGACAGCGCCGCGAUCGCGGCUCGGAUCGCGGCGGACGGCAUCCACGUCUGCGUCGACCUCAACGGCUUCACGAGCGGCGCGAGGACGGAGCUCUUCGCGCUUCGGCCCGCGCCUCUGCAGGUCGGGAUGCUCGGCUUCCCGGGCUCGUCGGGAGGCGCCUUCCUCGACUACCUCGCGACCGACGCCGUCGCCUCGCCGCCGCAGCUCGAGCGCCUCUACUCCCGAGGCGUUUGCUCGCUCCCGUCGCGACGUGGCAGUGACGCGUCACUGCCACGCGACAGGCAUCUCUACUCGGAGGCACUGCUCCGGCUGCCGCCCUCGUAUGGUCUGCCCCCUCUGGGUGUGGUGUUUUGCUGCUUCAGCCAGCUGUACAAGGUGGACCCGGCGACCUUUGCCGCGUGGCUCUCCAUCCUUCGCCGCGUGCCCGGCUCCGUGCUGUGGCUGCUCCGCUUCCCUCUAGAGGGGGAGGCGGAUCUCUUCCUCGACACCCCGCUCUGCAACGGCCACACCACCGCCGCCGACGCGCUCUGGGCGGGGAUGAUCGCCGACGGAGGGAUCGGCGAUUACGUCGAGCGGGCGGUCAGGCUCGGCACGCGCCGCGUCGAGCUGCUCGCUCUCCGCCGCAAGCUGUGGGCGCGCCGCCUCUCGGCGCCUCUCUUCGACACGCGCCUCUGGACGCGCACAUGGGAGCACGCGUUGCGCGCUGUGUGGUUGCGGCAUUGCGCAGGCGAGCCGCCGGCCAGCAUGGACGUGCGACUGGGCGAGCUCGAGGCGGAAGCUUCCCACUCCCCGCCAGACGGCACGCCCCCGGGCGUUCGUCCCCCAGACCGCGUCCUCUCCGCUGGUAGGCAGCCGAGCUUCGCCGGGAGAAUGCAGCGGACGCAUUGGUGA